AUGCGAUUCUCCAUCACUGCCGCUGCUACUUUCGUUGCUUACGCGCUGGCCGCCCCCAUUGCAGCUCCCGAGGCCGAGUCCUCUCCCGCCGAUGGUGUGUUGGCUAUCUCUCUUGCCCAUGAUGCUCCUCUGGAAGCCUCCAAGAUCCCCAACUUUGCCGCUGGUGACAAUGUCAUCUCCAUCGAGAUGAUCAACGAGGUCAUGUCCUACUAUGUCAACAUUGAGCUUGGUGGCCAGAAGAACAAGGUCCACAUUGAUACUGGCUCCCAGUUCCUGUGGGUGUGGAACUCCCAGUCCCAGACCUGCCAGUCCGAUCAAUACAAAGAUCAGUGUGCCACUGACGGUUCUUACGACCCCCGAAAGUCCUCGACCUCCAAGGAUCUCGGCAGCACUUUCCACCUCCAAUACGGUAAGGGUCACGCCGACGGAGAGUACUACUCCGACACUGCGGCUGUCGGAGCCGCCAAGGUUAACAAGCUCAAGUUCGGUGUUUCUCCCGACUACGUGAACGAUGGUGGCUUCGGCACCGUCUUCGGUAUUGGUCCCAACCCAGACAACGACUCUUCUUUCACCAAGCAGCUGGUGAACGAUGGCGUCACAAAGCGACAGGUCUAUGGCAUGUCCUUUGGUGAGCCCGGCGACCAGUCCACCUCCGAGAUCACCUUCGGUUCUAUUAACACUGGUCGAUUCGAGGGUAACCUCGAGAAGCUCCCCAUCAAGAACGACGGCCACUUUACCGUCAAGGGUUCUGGUAAGAUUGGUGACACCCAAUUUAUCUCUAACGGUGACAUCAUUCUCGACUCUGGAACUUCCAUCACAUUCCUCGAGAGCCAGAGCUACAAUUCUUUUAUUGAUGUGGUUCGAAAAUCUGGCAUCCAGCUCUAUCCCCAAGGUCGGGGUCUCAACGCUUUCUUGUGUUCUGACGCUUCCAAGGCUCCCGAUACCACUUUCACCUUUGGAAACAAGGAGAUCAAGAUUUCUCUUCGAGAGUUCAGCAUCCAGGCCAGCGUCAUCAGCUCUCAGAACUCCGCCUCGGUCUGUCUUCUCGGUGUUGCACUGGGUGAUGGAUCUAUGAACCUGUUCGGAGACACUUUCCUGCGAUCCGUCUACUCCGUUUACGAUCUUGAGCGAAGCGAGGUUCACAUUGCCCAGGCCAAGCGAGGCCAGAGCAACAACUACAAGGUGGUCACUGGUGACGUUCCUUCCAAUUAA
Messenger RNA from Yarrowia lipolytica CLIB122, 1212 nucleotides. The record is from RefSeq and is a predicted model, not a curated record. NCBI's taxonomy places the organism in Eukaryota, Fungi, Ascomycota, Dipodascomycetes, Dipodascales.